Molecule: messenger RNA, 1377 nt
Organism: Rotaria sordida
Lineage: Eukaryota; Metazoa; Rotifera; Eurotatoria; Philodinida; Philodinidae
Source: the annotation of a GenBank genome assembly
AUGUCUCAACCAUCUGGUCCAAAUACAUCUUAUACGGGGGGACAACCAUCUGGUCCAAACAUAUCUUAUGCUGGGGGACAACCAUCUGGUCAAAACAUACCUUACGUGGGAGGACAACCAUCUGGUCAAAACACACCUUAUGCGGGAGGACAACCAUCUAAAGCACCAUAUCCGAAUGCUCCUCCACCAUCAUCAUCUCAUACAAGUCCUUUUCCAGUAAAUUUUCAGCCACCAAAUACAAGUAAUUAUUCAUCACAUUCACUUCCAAACAUAGGACAACAACCGCCAGCAUUUCAAGGAGAUAGUGGUUUUUAUCAAACUUCAUAUCCACAAGCAUAUCCUGGUAAUCAACAACCGCCACCACCAACAGCAACAUCGGCAAAUACUGCAAAUUAUCAAAACUCAUAUCCACCAUCAAACUCAUAUCAAGAAUCGAAUCCUUACCAAUCAUCAAAUCCCUAUCAACAAUCAAAUCCAUAUCAACCUCAACAAGGUGGUCAUCCACGAAAUAAUCAACAACAACAACAACCUUUUCAAAAUCCUAAUGCAUCAUCAUACCCUCAACAAUCUCAAGGUGGAUAUCCUCAAAAUGAUCCACAACGACCAUAUCAACAAUUUGGUGGUGGCAACAAUAUAAAUUUUCAUAAUAAUCGUCUUCGAGCAAUAGCUGAAAAAUAUGAAAUAAAUGAUGCAUUAUUACAACGUCUAAAUAUACUUCAACAAUUUGACAUCGUUGUACUUUGUGAUGAUUCUAGUUCAAUGAAGACACCUGUUGAUGGAACAACUGGUACUCGUUGGGAUGAAUUACGAGCUAUCGUACAAAUUAUUAUUGAUAUUGGUACCAUAUUUGAUUCGAAUGGCGUUGAUGUUCAUUUUCUUAAUCGAUCUCCUAUGCUCAAUGUUACUGAUCCUCGACAAGUUGUCGAAUCAUUUAGUCAACAUCCUCAAGGAUUAACACCUCUUACUCCUGCUCUACGACGAAUUUUUCAAUCAGGAGCACGUCAAUCUAGUAAUAACAAACGUUCGUUAGUGUUUGUAGCCACAGAUGGAGCACCAACCGACAAUCAUGGUAAUGUUGAUAUACAAAGUUUAGAAAAUUUAAUGCGACAUGAACGUCAAUCAAAUACUAUGUAUGUAACAUUUCUUGCUUGUACAGAUGAUAGAGCAUGUGUAAAUUAUUUAUGUCAAUGGGAUCGUACAAUGAUAAAUGUUGAUGUUAUUGAUGAUUAUAAAUCAGAACGAGAAGAAGUACGUCGAACUAAAGGAUUCAAUUAUCCAUUUUCAUUUGGUGAUUACGUUGUUAAAGCAUUAAUUGGUGCUGUUGAUCGACAGAUGGAUGCUCUUGAUGAAUAUCCAAAUAGUGAUAAACAUUGGUAG